AUGGCGAACGAUGCGGCGCGGGCGGUGGAUAGCAGGCAGUUCGACAGUGUCGUCUCCUGGCACCAGGCCGCGAAACCGGACGGGGCCAUGACCAUGCGACCACCCUAUCCUCCCCCAAAGCAGAAACCGGCCAGCCGGAAACGGAAUGCGCAGCCCAACUCGGUAGAGCCUUCUUCAUCUUCCCAACCGAAGCAGCCGAAGCCCAACAGCUUCCCCAUGCACAACGCUAGCGACGAAUUCCUUUUCAAGACGCCCAUCCCACAGCACGAUAAUCCGGCGAUCAAAGAAAUUUACAACGACCUGUGCGCGGGCAGCGCUCUGGAUGAGAAACUGGACGACAACCCGCUAAGAAAAAUGGAACGAAUGACGAAUAUUCCGCUUUUCGACAAUGGUAUGAAUACUGUGGUCAGCUCGGCGGGGAGUAUGGAUAAGACCAGGGACGCCGAAAAAGAGCGAAACGCAAAGAUGCAGACAUUGGAGGAAAUCGAGAAAAGCUUCACCAAUCCGAUGUUGGCCCCGUUGUCCCGGCCGAACCCCGAACCGCAACUGAUGGCGCCGAGCGCCGGAAAGGAGGAAUGGGAGAAGCUGAUGGGAGCCGGGAGCAGCAACGGUGCCCCUUCUACCAGCGAGUCUCAAACAUCCGUGCCCCCAGCGCCCGCUCCCGAAAAAUCACCAAUGUACCCGCCGCCGAAUACGAAUGGCAUGAUGCCGACUGGUCCUCAAUCUGCCGGCGUCUACCCGUCCCCUUACCCCCAGUAUUCCAUGCCAUCGGGCCCGAACAGCGCCGGAACUUACCCACCACCAAUGCCGAACGGAAAAGCGAAUGGCGCACCUCAUCCCGCCGCUGCUCAUGGGAUGCCACAGCGAAUGAUGCAACCCCAAAUGAACUACCCUGGCGGCUAUCCCCCGAUGUACCCAUGGCCUCCUAUGCCUAACGGAAUGCAGAUGGGCCCCCCGCCUCCCAACCACCCGGCCUAUCAACAGUGGGUGAUGCAGCAGCAGGCCAUGGCCUACCAACGACAACAAAUGAUGGCCGCCCAACAGCAGGCCAUGAAUAAAGCAGCGGCCAUGAACUCUCCGGGCCAAUACCCCAGCCCGAUGAUGCAAGGACCGCCGCCAACCAGCACCACCACCCCCACGUCGGCCCCGUCAGCAACAAUGCCACCGAACGGGAUGCCCUAUCACCCGUCGAUGCAAAUGCGUGGCCCCUACGCGCCGCCGCCGUACUUUGGUGGUAUGCCGGGGAUGCCCGGGCCCGGGAUGUCGCCUGGCGCCAAUCCGGGAAUGCCCCCGCACCCCGGCUAUGGGCCCUACCCUGGCAUGAUGCCGCCUGGUGAGUUUGUUACAUCGAAAAGUGACCUCGGUUACGGGGCCACGAUGGGACUCAAGGGAAAUGGGAUUCGACUAAAGGUCGACGACAAAUGGCUGCACCUCAGCGACGAGUUGAUCCACAACCACCCCGGCGGCAACGUCAUCAAGCAGUACGCUAAUGCCGAUGCCACGCACAUGUUCCACGCCUUCCACGAGGGCAGCGCCAUGGCGUACAAGCAGGUGGAGGUCCUGAAGAAGACAUCAUGGGAUCAGAGCGAAGACCUCGAGGAGUACAUCAAGAAGCGCAACGACCAGACUGACGUUAACGUUUCUUCGUAUGAUAUUACCAUUGAAGAGGAGAAACAAAUCACCCUCCGUUUCGAGCAACUCCGCCAAGAUGUCCACCGGUUUGGACUGAUGGAUGCGAAGGAGGGAUAUUAUUACUUUAAAAUGGUGUCCACGAUGUCGAUCAUGUUGCUCGGGUUCGCCCUUCAAUACAACGGAUGGUACCUUACGGCGGCGUGUGCGAUGGCCCUCUGCUGGCAGCAGCUCGGCUGGAUGACGCACGAGUUUUGCCAUCAUCAGCCGUUUAAGAACCGCCGUAUGAACGACCGUUUCGGCAUCUUCUUUGGCAAUAUCGCCCAGGGUUUUGCCAGCGAUUGGUGGAAGGACAAGCACAACACCCACCACGCCACCACCAACAUGAUUGACCACGACGGGGACAUCGAUCUAGCGCCCCUCGUCACCUUCGUGCCCGCCGACUUGCUCAAGUACAAGGAGCCGCUGGAGAAGGCUAUUCUGAAGAUCGUCCCCUACCAACACCUGUACUUCACCGCGAUGCUGCCCAUGCUGCGCUUCUCGUGGUUGGCCCAGUCGUUGCAGUUCGCCUUCACGCAGAACAAGUCCAACUUCCGCUCGUACCGCGAGCACGCCUUUGAGCAACAGUUGGGCUUGUCGAUCCACUGGGCGUGGGUGCUUCUCCAGCUGUACCUGCUGCCAAGCUGGCCGCUACGGAUCGCGUUCUUCUUGAUUUCACAGGGCGGAGCCGGCUUUUUGAUCGGCCACGUCGUCACGUUCAACCACAACUCGGUCGACAAGUAUCCUGCCAAUUCCCGGAUCCUCAACAACUUUGCCGCCCUCCAAAUCCUGACCACCCGCAACAUGACGCCGUCGCCGUUCAUCGACUGGCUCUGGGGAGGCCUGAACUACCAGGUGGAGCACCACCUCUUCCCCACGAUGCCCCGCUGCAACCUCGGCAAGUGCUCCGAGCUCGUCAAGCAGUUCUGCAAGGACACAAAAUUGCCCUACCUGUGCGAUGAUUUCUUCGUCGGCUACGCGCUGAACCUGAAACAGCUGGAAAACAUGUCGCACGUCGUCGAGAAGCGGAUCCAGGGC
Messenger RNA from Mesorhabditis spiculigera, 2706 nucleotides. NCBI's taxonomy places the organism in Eukaryota, Metazoa, Nematoda, Chromadorea, Rhabditida, Rhabditidae. The record is from the annotation of a GenBank genome assembly.